CACCAUCACCAUCACCACCAUCACCAUCACCACCAUCACAUUCCCGAGCAGAUGUCGCCUCAGCAGGCCGGUGUCUCGCUGUUUAAUAGUACAAAGCGCAUCAUCUCGAACGAGGCUGUCUUGGAAGCGGUCGCUCACAAGCCUCGUGAGCACCUGGGCGAUUUCGUCUACGAGCUAAGCCUACAACCAGCACGGAUCCAGGACCCUCGCACCGGACGGCCGCCGCGUCACGCGUACUCGUCUACGCCGAAGCCCCUGCCGCUUGAUAUCAUAAGGGGGAAAGAGGGAAGCACGCUUAUGGUCAAGGUCGGAAAACAGCACCUGACCUCGUCUGCGAGGGCAGAGAUCACGUCCCGGCGGGCUGUAUGGGGGACGGACGUGUAUACGGACGAUUCGGAUGUCGUGGCAGCUUGCAUCCACGGCGGGUGGAUCCGAGGUGAAUGGUCCGAGGAUGUCGACGUCGAGAUGCUGGGCCUGGAUGUAGGGCCCGGUGCAGAUGUCAAGGAGAUCAAGGGCGGGAAGAAGGGCCGAGGCAAGGCGCCUGGCGAGACGAGGCCUAGUCCCGAAUUUCUGGAAGAACCCCUGCGGACUGGACCUGUCGCAGCGCCAGCGGGAAAAGACAUGCACGUGAUGGUCAUGAUCUUGCCAAAACUAGAGCAGUAUACGUCCACCACAAGGUUCGGCAUCAAGAGUCGGGAGUGGGGCGGGCGGCUAGGUCGGAAGGGACAGAGGUCGAGCCACGAUGGGCUCAGCUUCACAAUCGAGUCUGUCCGCUUCGUCACCAAUGGCGCCGGGGCACAAAGCCGGCUGAGGGGACAGGCCAGACGAGAACGGAUGCGGAAGGCGAUGAAG
Molecule: messenger RNA, 852 nt
Organism: Cryphonectria parasitica EP155
Lineage: Eukaryota; Fungi; Ascomycota; Sordariomycetes; Diaporthales; Cryphonectriaceae
Product: Rxt3-domain-containing protein
Exons: 3
Source: RefSeq, a predicted model, not a curated record